AUGGCCGUCCCCGACGAUGAAAAGUCUUUCCGUCAACUCGAAGAUGUGGGCUGCCCCGCCGAGAUAUUUACCAUGAAAUGGUCGCCGAAGAUGGAUCUUCUUGCAAUCAUCACGGCAGAAGGCGCUGUGUGGUUAAACAGAUUGUCUUGGCAACGAGUUUGGACUCUGCGCUCGCCCGACUACAAGGCCAUUUCUCUCGCGUGGCGACCGGACGGUAAAGUGUUGGCGCUUGGCUUGGAUAACGGCAAAGUACAUUUAAUCAACGUGGAAAACAGCGAGUGCCUUCACCAAUACGAUGUUGGAGGCAAGCCGCAAUUUCUGAAUUGGCUGGAAACUGUUCACCCCCGUGCCCCAAACUCUGCAGGCAUAUUUGUCGAGAAGGGUGACAGUUUCCUCCCUAGUAUGCCCCACCUACCUACUGGAGGGUCUUCUAUGUUGACCGAGGCAAAAUCUCAUGACAAACCUUGGGAUCCAAAAAGACUUAAUGAACUUACUGGCAUGUUGAGUUUUCUUGUUAUUGUUGACAAGCAUUCUGUCGUCUCGUUACUGGUCCAUGGCUUACUGCCGAUUGGUAAAAUCAAUGUGGGCAAUCUUGUCGAGCAACCUGAAAACUGCCAGAUCCUCAGUGCCUCGUUGGAUGCAAACAUCCAAUUCCUAACAAUUGUUAUGCAAACGAGCACUUCAUCGGACCCUUCAGAUGGCACUGUUUCCAUAUUAACAUUCGAUACCAAACUUUACAGUUCGAGGUCAGAGGAACUCGAGGUGCUCUCGUUAAAGUAUGGGAGGAUCUCAAGCAUUCUGACAUACUUGGAUGGCACCUUUGCGGCCAUGUCGGAAUCCUGGGAAGACAUCUUGCUGGAAAUCGACUCCCAGCUGCAGAAAUACGCAGACAGUUUAAGUCCAGAUACAAGCGUCUCCGAGGAGUUUCUAACACUGCUCACUUGUGGCACUGCCAGUCCGGAGUUGCAAAUUUUCCUUGUGAACGACCUUACAGAAAAAGGUUUGAAAAAGCUUGGAAAGACAGUUGAAAAUUCCUACUCAAACAUCCAAUCGCUGGCCCUCAAUAACCUCCAGUCAGGAAGCAAUGCUCUGCUGUACCAUCUGAACGACUUGAAAGGCAUGUCUCAAUGGUAUGAACGUUUUGGCAUCCUUGGCCUCUCAAACACGAUGGUCGAGGAUUGCUUGAAAAUCUUGGGUUCCCUCAUGCUAAAGACGCAAGAACUACUCGCCGUCAUCCAGAGUGGACUGCAGAGCUUCAUAGCCUUCUUCAAAUGGUUGUACCUUGUGAUCCUACAACUCUUGGACGAAGAAGUCCCGGCAUUUGUUAAGGCGUUCAACCAAGAGGAUGUCUCGCUAAUCGCGGAGUUCCUGCACUGUCAGCUGGGCCAGCAAACAAAGGGUAAAACGAGGUUCAGUAUGGAAAGAGUUGGACAAUAUUUGAAGAAGGAACCACUACAGUUCCAGGUCGAUAGCUCUGAGAAUAUUUGGACGAAAUUUUUGGACGCAAACCCCGAAAUGGCCGACACCUCGUACAUCUUCACGACAGCCCCCGAGAAGUCGCUGGCGACUCUUCACGAGGAACUAACAUCAAGUAUUCGCGCCGCGUUUGGUAAAUUGACGCGCACCACCGAACAAGCGUUGUCAUGUAACCUCAGAACGCCGCUGGCGUCUUGCACUGCGGGCAAACACGACGUGUCGCAAAUCUCCUGCGAGGAUGGAUCGCGGCAUUGGGUCGCGAUAAGCGAAUCGGGUAAAGAACAGUUGCACCUGAUUAGAUUAGGUUUGAGCGGGGCUAUGUCCAGGAUACCGGUGGCAGAAGGGGUUACCGUAGGAUUCCAGCAGUUCGGCGUUCACGACAAGGGACAGUCAAGGAUAAGCGUGGUUGAUCUGGCAUUUUACAACGAAACGACCCUCACCCUACUCCUGCAUAGGGAAGAGGGAAACGACAACAGCUCGGAUAUACUCGCCCAAUUUCCGUUCUCGUCCCUCGAUGGCUCCCAUUUCAGGCGACUGACUUCAAAUGAAGCAGUCGCAAUGGAUGGCUCUGACGCGAUAGUCCAAUACAGAAAUCUUGAGCGAAUGAAAGCAGUUAAGGUGGCCGUGAGCGGUUCACGGAAGGUCGCGUGCGUGUUGUCCACGUCACGAACACGUGUCAAACUCUUCGACAUGGAUGCCGACGAUGAGGUUGACGAUACCUUGGAUGAACUUCAGACCAGCGCCAUGUCCACGGAUAGUGGGGUAUAGUCCUUGCGUUUUAAACAGCGUGGACGUUCUAUCUCUAGACAGUAUGGACUAGAAUACAAAAACCGUGAAAAUAUUUUAGUAACUUUGUUAUAGACGGUCUUUUUCUUUGUAUAGUAGAAAUCGAUGGUGUCUAGGGGAUAUCAGGAUAUUAUAUUCAGAACAUCCUCGAAAAUGUAAAAUAUUCGAUUCACACUCACCUGAUCAAAAGGCAAGCGGGAAAACCAAAACAAAAACACUAACCACACUCCUGGUAGAGUGCCAGGCUUGCUUAGACAUUUCUUGAAGCAUCAAACAUUUUCCACCAAUGUAUACAUGAUAUUCAAAAGACCUGCUUAGUAUAGCUACAUAUUUAUAUUUCGACCUCUAAAAUCCUCAUGGAUUUCAUUAUCGUGACUUAUUCACUGGAACUCUGCGAUUCAUUAUCUGUACUCAGUA
Messenger RNA from Dendronephthya gigantea, 2679 nucleotides. RefSeq names its product anaphase-promoting complex subunit 4-like. The transcript is spliced from 2 exons. The coding region runs from base 1 to 2244 and encodes 747 amino acids. Lineage: Eukaryota; Metazoa; Cnidaria; Anthozoa; Malacalcyonacea; Nephtheidae. Gene Ontology annotation, biological process: anaphase-promoting complex-dependent catabolic process; positive regulation of mitotic metaphase/anaphase transition; protein K11-linked ubiquitination. Gene Ontology annotation, molecular function: protein binding. Gene Ontology annotation, cellular component: anaphase-promoting complex; nuclear periphery. The record is from RefSeq and is a predicted model, not a curated record.